UCGAUUUUCCCACUGGUUUUGAGAGUGAAGGUUGAAGAAAGGUCCACGAGUUUGGCCCGAUCCAUACCCGUUCGUCUUCAAAAUCAGGGACUAUGUCUGUAAAUGAAGAUGCUGAACAGGAAUGCGAACCACAAAAGAAGAAGCCACCUUCUGAGGAUGAGAAGAGGAAGAAGAAAAUUGUUCCUGGGAGUUUGAUGAAAGCUUUGAUGAGGCCUGGUGGGGGUGAUUCUGGACCUUCAGAUGGUGACCAGGUUAUCUAUCAUUGCACAAUUCGAACUUUGGAUGGAGUACUUGUGGAAUCUACUAGAUCUGAUUAUGGAGGCAAGGGCACCCCUAUAAGACAUGUUUUGGGCAAAAGCAAGAUAUUACUAGGCUUGCUAGAAGGAAUUCCAACAAUGUUGAAGGGUGAAGUGGCAAUGUUCAAGAUGAAGCCUCAAUUGCAUUAUGGUGAGGAUGAUUGUCCUAUUUCUGCUCCCGAUGGUUUUCCUAAGGAUGAUGAACUUCAUUUUGAAAUUGAGCUGAUAGAUUUUUUCAAAGCCAAGGUUGUUACUGAUGAUUUGGGAAUAGUAAAAAAGGUAGUACGUGAAGGGAAGGGUUGGGAAUCUCCAAGAGAACCUUACGAAGUGAAGGCUUGGAUUUCAGCAAAGACAGUUAUUGGGAAAUUGAUCAUGUCACACACAGAAGGAGAACCAUACUUCUUUACAUUUGGAAAAUCAGAGGUACCUAAAGGUCUUGAACUGGGAAUAGGAACAAUGGUUCGGGAAGAGAAGGCUGUAAUAUAUGUUACUCGUCAAUAUUUAACUGAGUCUCCACUGAUGCCUGUAAUUGAAGAUUAUGACGAAAUCCAUUUUGAAGUGGAGCUCAUACACUUUAUUCAAGUGAGGGACAUGCUUGGAGAUGGGCGCCUAAUAAAACGCCGGAUUCGUGAUGGGAAAGGUGAGUUUCCAAUGGACUGCCCCCUUCAUGACAGUUUACUCCGCGUUCAUUACAAGGGCGCCAUUCUCAAUGAAGAAAAGAGGGUUUUCUAUGAUACAAGAGUUGAUAAUGAUGGUCAGCCAUUGGAGUUCUGUUCUGGAGAAGGGCUUGUACCAGAGGGAUUUGAAAUGUGUGUUCGUCUGAUGCUUCCUGGAGAGAUAGCUCUAGUCACAUGUCCCCCUGACUAUGCUUAUGAUAAGUUUCCAAGGCCCUUAAAUGUCCCUGAGGGUGCUCACAUUCAAUGGGAAAUUGAGCUUAUAGCUUUUGAAAUGCCAAAGGACUGGACUGGAUUGGACUUUCAAAGUAUAAUGAAUGAAGCCGAAAAGAUCAGAAACACGGGUAACAGGCUGUUCAAAGAAGGAAAAUAUGAACUUGCCAAAGCAAAAUAUGAAAAGGUGCUUCGAGAAUUUAAUCAUGUUAAUCCACAAGAUGAUGAGGAAGGAAAAGUCUUUGUAGAUACGCGUAAUUUGCUACACCUGAAUGUUGCUGCUUGCUAUCUAAAGUUGGGAGAAUGUAAAAAGUCCAUUGAGACUUGCAAUAAGGUUUUGGAAGCAAAUCCUGCCAAUGUCAAGGGUCUUUAUCGUCGUGGAAUGGCCUACAUGGCUGCUGGAGAUUUUGAAGAAGCAAGAGAUGAUUUCAAAAUGAUGAUGAAAGUUGACAAGUCAACUGAAUCAGAUGCAACUGCAGCUCUUCUAAAACUGAAGCAGAAGGAGCAGGAAGUUGAGAAGAAAGCUCGGAAACAAUUUAAAGGGUUAUUUGACAAGAAGCCUGGAGAAAUUGCAGAAGUUAAAGCUGAUGAAGAUGGGGAUCAGAUGACAGGUGAAAGCCAGAAGGAGGGUGAAGUACAUGGGGACUCAGAUGGAACAAACUCAGAGGAUUCAGACGAAGCUGCACCCAAUGCACGUCCAAUGGGUUGGUUCUCUCUCUUUUGGCCUGCUGGUAGAAGACUUUUUUCAUCUCUUGGGCUUCAAAGAUGUGCCAUACUAUAAUUUAACUUGAAGCAUGCAGUAGUUGGCCAUAAUACAAUUUCCUUAAGGAGGCAUUCCAGGUCACUCUCGAAUACAGUGGUUGUUAGAUAAGGAGAGUUCAGGGAUUUGUAGCAUUUAUGUUACCAGGAAAUAUUUUGAUAACUGCUGAAAAUUUUAUUUUAUUUUUUAAUCUUUUCCAUUAUCAUCUAAAAAAUCUUUUGUAUUUAAUAAAGAGAGUUGUAAGCAUAUUAGGGAAUAGCCAGAAGGUGAACAAGAUCAAGCAGUUGUUAAAAGUGCUACAUCUUUUGAGUUUUUUGUUACUUGUAGGUUUCAUGAUUCUGAGUGUGAAGUUGAGGUAGCUUUCACUGGUAUGUAUGAAUAUAUUUAAAUCACUGUAGCAUCUGCAAUGUGCCCUGUCCAAUAAUUGCCAAGCGUCUAUUUUUUGUAACACAUCCAAUGAAGUAUUAGGAAGGCGUUAUGCAGGCACAAUACAGUAUUCAAAACUUGUGUGUAUUAUUUGUCUUGAGCUGUAGACAUUUCCAAGUU
Gastrolobium bilobum is the source of this 2489-nucleotide messenger RNA. RefSeq names its product peptidyl-prolyl cis-trans isomerase PASTICCINO1. Gene Ontology annotation, molecular function: protein binding; peptidyl-prolyl cis-trans isomerase activity. The transcript has 21 exons. NCBI's taxonomy places the organism in Eukaryota, Viridiplantae, Streptophyta, Magnoliopsida, Fabales, Fabaceae. Bases 93 to 1964 code for a protein of 623 amino acids. The record is from RefSeq and is a predicted model, not a curated record.